Molecule: messenger RNA, 1320 nt
Organism: Cetraspora pellucida
Lineage: Eukaryota; Fungi; Glomeromycota; Glomeromycetes; Diversisporales; Gigasporaceae
Source: the annotation of a GenBank genome assembly
AUGAUUAUCAGAUUUUUAAAUGAAAUUCAAGAAGAAACAGAUUUAGAAAGACUAAAAGAUUUUUGGGUAAAAGAAAUCAUUAAAUUUAAAUUCACAGAUGAAGAUAAACAGAAACUCAAUGAGCUUAGAGAAGAUCGUAUCAGAGAAUUAGAACAAACUCAACCUGAAGUAGGAAGACAUUGGUUCAGAGAAAUACAAGAUAGUAGAAAUCUGACUGAACAACAGAAAGUUGCAUUGAACAUAAAAUGUGAUAAACAAUUAAAAUCAUUAUCAAAUAAACAAUAUGAUAAAAUUAAUGAAGAAAUCCCUGAAAUUGAUACUGCAACACCAAAUGUUGACACUUUGCAACAAAAGAGAAAAGAAAGAUAUCAAUUAAUUGAAAAAGAAUCUAAAAUUGCGAGAUAUGAUAGAUAUGGAAGUCAAAUCACAAACUUUUAUAAUAAUAAACAAGUUGUUCUACUUUCAAAUGAUAAUACUCUUGCUCGUAAUAUCGACAGGCUCAAUCAAACUCUAAUUGAAAAUGAUAGAAUUAAAAAUGAUCUAGUCAAUUUGAGAAAACACAGAUACAAUACUUUAUUAUAUGAUGUUAUUGAAAAUGAAAUGAAAGAAGAUAAUGAUAAACAAUCAUUCGAAGAUGGAGAGAAAGAACUGCUGCUAGGUUACAUUGAAAAAUUCCCAUACAGUGAUUAUACUAAGACAUUACUGGAUGACAAAGAACAAGACCAAUAUUUUAUUGAUAAAUCAAAUAAACAAUUUCAUUCAAUAUGUGAUAUCAAAGAUGUGGAUGAAUUUGUCAAUAACAUAAUCAAGAAAAAUUAUCUUUACAAACAGAUAAAAGAAAUAUUCGAUCAAGAAGAUGAUGUGAUAAAUUUCAGUAAAAUGGUUGGAACAAAUGAUAAUGAACAAACUUUUUUUAAAAAAAUCAGACCACUAGUAAAAAAUCAAAUACAUUUAAAUGAAAUUGAUAAAAUCUUAGGAAAAGAUGAUGAUCUUGAACAAUCAGAUAAUAAAAAACAAAAACAAGCACCUAGAAGAAUGAAGAAUUUAAGAGAAGAUAUUAACAUAAUUAUUCCUAAAACAAAACUAUUCCUAAUGAGACAAGGUUAUCAAACAUUAGAUAUAAAAAUAUGUGUUGAAGAAAUUCUAAAAUUAUAUAAAGCUAUCAUAAUCGCCUCAGAUAAAAAAAUUAGUUUUUUGAGAAGCUUAACAAUAACAAAACAACAUUUUCUUGAUAUAGCAUUCAAAAUCUUAAUCAAAAGAGAUGAAGAUUUAAGAUUGGAUGGGAAAAUAGGAAACAUUUUUGAUGAUAAUGAAGUUUAA